AUGGGUAUUGGAAGCAUCAUCUAUUUCGCCUUUCACCCAUCCGAAUUGAGGUCAAUCGUUCAAUGGAAAGUCUGGCAUAACCCCGUUCAUGAACGCAACGAGAAGGAUGAGACGGAGACACAAAAGGCGUGCUUCAAGUUCCUAGACUUGACAAGCCGGAGUUUCAGUGCUGUGAUCAAAGAACUGCAUCCAGAGUUGCUGCUGCCGGUUUGCGUCUUUUAUCUGGUGCUUCGUGGACUGGAUACUAUCGAGGAUGACACCUCUAUCCCCCUUGAAACCAAGGAGCCUCUGCUGCGCAACUUCAAAGACUUCUUAGAACAAGAUGGUUGGACCUUUGAGGGAAACCGCCCUGAGGAGAAGGACCGUGAACUGCUGGUUCAGUUUCACAAUGUCAUUACUGAGUUCAAGAACAUGAAGCCCGCCUACCAAGUUAUCAUCAAGGACAUCACCGAUAAAAUGGGUAACGGCAUGGCCGAUUAUGCACGCAAAGCUGCCACGGAGGACGCAAGUGUCAAGACUGUUGAGGAGUACGACCUUUACUGCUAUUAUGUAGCUGGCUUGGUGGGAGAAGGUCUGACUCGCCUCUUUGUGGAAGCAGAGUUUGGCAACCCUGCCUUGAUGAAGCGUACCCGUCUCCAUAAGUCUAUGGGUCUCUUCCUCCAGAAGACCAACAUUAUCCGCGAUAUUCGCGAAGACGGAGAUGAUGGUCGGCGGUUUUGGCCCAAGUCUAUCUGGUCUAAGCACGUUGACAACUUUGAGGAUCUUUUCAAACCUGAACACCGAGAAGCCGCCCUGAACUGCAACUCUGAGAUGGUCCUAAACGCAUUGGAGCAUGCCGAGGAAUGUCUCUUCUACCUCGCCGGCCUGCGCGAGCAAAGUGUAUUCAACUUCUGUGCUAUCCCUCAGUCUAUGGCAAUUGCUACAUUGGAACUUUGUUUCCGCAACCCUGCCAUGUUUGAGCGGAACAUCAAGAUUACCAAGGGAGAUGCUUGCCAGCUCAUGACCGAGUCAACACAAAAUCUUCGUGUCCUCUGCGAUGUCUUCCGCCGCUAUGUUCGUAAGAUCCACAAGAAGAACACUCCUAAGGACCCCAACUUCCUCAAAAUAAGCAUUGUUUGCGGACAGAUCGAGAAAUUUAUCGAGACCAUUUUCCCUUCGCAGGAUGCGGAAGCUGCUCAACGCCGUGUUGCAGGCACGGUGACAGAGGCUGAGGCUGAGAAGGCUCGGCAGGAUGCCGAGACACGCAAGGAUGUCAUGUUCAUGAUGGGACUGAUGCUUACAAUCUGUAUAAUAGUCUCACUUAUUAUGAUUUUUACUGCUUGGAUGCUUGGAGCUCGCUUCGACCUCGCAUGGCAAGAGUUGAGGAGCGGCAAUUUCGCAGCCCCGAAACCUUCCGUGGAGCACAGCGAGCUUUAA
This is a messenger RNA of Aspergillus puulaauensis, 1416 nucleotides long. RefSeq names its product bifunctional farnesyl-diphosphate farnesyltransferase/squalene synthase (gene erg9). Bases 1 to 1416 code for a protein of 471 amino acids. Lineage: Eukaryota; Fungi; Ascomycota; Eurotiomycetes; Eurotiales; Aspergillaceae. The transcript is spliced from 4 exons. Gene Ontology annotation, molecular function: squalene synthase [NAD(P)H] activity. Gene Ontology annotation, biological process: ergosterol biosynthetic process; farnesyl diphosphate metabolic process. The record is from RefSeq and is a predicted model, not a curated record. Gene Ontology annotation, cellular component: endoplasmic reticulum membrane.